AUGGAGUACGAAAAGCUGGGAACGCAAUCUGAAGAAGGACCCACAAUCUGUAGUAGACUUACGUUUGGCUUUUUAUCGAGUGUUAUCGAAACAGGAAAUAAGCGACCUCUAGAAGGGAACGAUAUUCCUUCCUUAGAUGUUGAAAGCACCAAGUCUUUGACUGAAAAACUGGAAUUAGAAUGGCAAAAAGAAAUCGAAAUUGGAAGAGUCCAAAGUUCUGAACCUCGUUUGAGAAAUGCAUUCAUACGAGCCGUCGACAAAUACUUAAUGGCUCUGAUUGUACUACUAACAAAUUUAGAGAUAUUUUGCACGAUGAUUCAACCUGUUCUACUGAGCUUUCUCCUGACCGAGAUGUCCUCUAAUUCCCCAAUCAAUGUGGAAAUGUUGCUUGUUUAUUCAACACUUCUUUGUGUGAGCUGUUUUAUUCAAACGAUUGUUACUCAGCAAGGUAGUUAUGCCAUGUUUCUAAUGGCGGUUCACGUUAAAGCUUCCUUGACUGGUAUAGUUUACAAGAAGAUUCUGAACACACGCCAUCGUAUUCUAGCUGAAAGAACUUCAGGGUAUUUGAUAAACUUGAUUUCUAACGACAUGGUCCCAAUCCAUCAAGCUUUUUCUAACCUUAGAUCGCUAUCUGCACCCUUGGAGGUACAGUCCUCCAUUCCUAAAACGACCUUAGAGCUCAGUGUUGUGUACAAGAAAGGAGUCAUUUUAGCUGGUUACCUCUCAGCGUAUUCCUGUUACCCAAUAGUGUCCAGUUUUGUUUCUUUGUUUCCGUUUCUCAUGGCUGGGAAUCACCUUACAGCUCAAAAUGUCUUCACUACUUUGGCCCUCCUGGGUGCACUCCAAAAACCAGUGACUGUUCUGUUUUCGUAUGAGUUUCGCGCUCUUUUUCAAGCAUCUACGACACUUGAACGAGUAGAGUCGUUUCUUCUGGACGUUGACUGCGAUGAGUCGUUAUCUUCCACACAAAAAUGGAAUCCAUCUCAAUCAAAAGACUAUUCCCAGAGUUUUGACGCAAGUCUUAAGGGCAAAACGCAAAUGAACGAAUAUCUGUUUUCAGCGGUGGAACCAGCUUUUCUGACGAAUCACGUUUGUAAUAAAGGCAAACCGUUCCUUUGUUUAAACGCAGUGAAACUCCGUCCAUGGGACGACUCUUUCAAUUUAAGUGUAUGCAUUUCCGACUUUCAGUUAAUCGGAAUCACAGGCCCAGUGGGUUGCGGGAAAUCAACAUUAUUUGACUUUAUCCUCGGAGAAAUACCAUCAGGUCAAAUUACCCACCAUGGAAAAAUUGCUUACGUCUGCCAGACACCGUGGGUGUUUUCGGGAACAAUCCGCGAAAACAUGAUUUUUGGCAGGGAGUUCAACCACGAUAAAUUUGAAAAAGCUGUCGACGCAUGUUCGCUGAAGGAAGAUCUGAAGUAUCUUGCCUGUGGUGAUCUGACUUAUGUCGGAGAACGCGGGGUAAGUUUGAGUGGCGGUCAGCGUGCACGACUAAACUUGGCACGCGCAGUGUAUUCUGAUGCCGACAUUUAUCUUCUUGAUGAUCCUCUUAGCUCUGUUGACGUGAAAGUUUCAAAAGAAAUUUUCCAGCGAUGUAUCUGUGGCGCUUUGUCUGAUCGUAUCCGGCUGAUGAUUACCCAUCAAGCUUAUUUCCUUGCAAAGACAGAUCUGGUUCUCUUGAUGGACAAGGAAAGCAAGUUGACCAAAGGUACAUAUAAAGAACUUUGUGAAUUGGAGGAAUCCUCUGAGUUUUCUGCAACAGCAUCCUUUAAUAAAGCAAACGAAGGAGGCUUUUCUAGUAAUCUGAUGCCAUACGGAGCUCUGAUGAGUAAUAAUGAUAACUCCUUAUGUUUGGAAAUGGAGGAAGAAGAUCGCCUCACUGGUUCCGUCUCCUAUGUAACUUACUGGAG
Messenger RNA from Stylophora pistillata, 1910 nucleotides. Its product is annotated as ATP-binding cassette sub-family C member 4. NCBI's taxonomy places the organism in Eukaryota, Metazoa, Cnidaria, Anthozoa, Scleractinia, Pocilloporidae. Gene Ontology annotation, biological process: transmembrane transport. Gene Ontology annotation, cellular component: membrane. The record is from RefSeq and is a predicted model, not a curated record. Gene Ontology annotation, molecular function: ATP hydrolysis activity; ABC-type transporter activity; ATP binding.